AUGGGGUUUGUGUUUUUGGCUAACAAGAUUGCUCCUGUUUUUGGUUAUGGGAUUCUGGCCUUGAGUUUCUUCAUUAAUGGGUUUGGAUGCCAAGCUCAACUUCUGCCUCCAGAUGAAGUUCAAACUCUUCAAACAAUUUCUCGAAAACUAGAGCUGAGCCGUUUUUGGAACAACAUAAGCGACGCUUCUUGUAAUCGUCUAAACGAAGACUUCAAUAACACAAUAAUUGUCGAAAGCAAAAUCUUCCAUAAUGUCUCAUGCGAGUGUAGUUAUGAGAACAACACUGUUUGCCACAUCAAUAGAAUCUUCUUGAAAGGACUCAAUUUAACAGGAGUUCUACCUGAAGAAUUCGGAAGACUAGCAUAUCUGGAAGAACUUGAUCUCUCGCUCAACUACUUCUAUGGAUCGAUCCCACCGAGCUUCGGUGGUGCCCCUCUGCGCAAUUUGUCUCUUUUUGGAAACCGACUCAAUGGUUCAAUUCCUGAGCAAAUUGGCAACAUUACCACCCUCAGGAAGUUAGAUUUAGAAGAUAAUCAGCUUGGAGUGUCUCUUCCUCAGACUAUUGGACGUUUGAGGAAUUUGGAAAUACUGAAAAAGAUGCUUUUGGAGCAGGUUCCUUGCUCCUCUUCAAGCAUUCUGUCUGCAAACAGCUUUCGAGGGACAAUACCAGAAUCAUUUGGAAAUUUAAAGAACUUAACAGAUUUGAGGAUAUCUGACUUGGUGGGAUCAAAAGCUAUACCUUUCCCUAGUUUGAGGGGAUUGACAAAGUUGGAGAGAUUGAUAUUGAGGAAUUGCUUCAUUUACGGUACAAUUCCAUCGUACAUCGGAGAGUUGACAAAUUUGAAAACAUUGGACCUGAGUUUUAACAAUUUGACCAGUCAAAUUCCAAAGGAAAUUGAGAAUCCAACGCUCUUAGAGCUCACGUUUUUGAAUAACAACUCAUUGACUGGGGAAGUACGGCCAAGUUGGAUGGUGCAGACCAGAAAGGAUUUUGAUUUAUCUUACAACAAUUUCACAGGGUCACCUCCAGUUCCUUGUGGAAAUAUGGUUUCUGUAUGGUGCUUUAAGAAGGGCCUCCCCUGCCCCGGAAAAUCGCGACGUCGUUCCUUGUAUAUCAACUGUGGAGGGCCAAACUUGGACGAAUACGAAGGUGACGAAUCCACUGGAGUGCCAUCAUACUUCUUUUCUCUACCAGAAAAAUGGGCGUAUAGUAGUACUGGUGUUUACAUAGCUGCUGUAUCACUCAAGUAUUAUGGCCUUUGCUUGCGGAAAGGCAGGUACAAAGUGAAGCUCCACUUUGCUGAAAUAAUGUUUUCGGAUGACCAGACAUUUAGCAGUCUUGGCAGACGCAUAUUUGAUGUCUCAAUUCAAGGAAAUUUAGUUUUGAAGGAUUUCAACAUUAUGGAGGAAGCUGGAGGUCCUGGAAAAGGCAUCACCAAGACUUUUGAUAAUGUUUUUGUUAAUGGUAGCACUCUAGAGAUUCACUUAUACUGGCCAGGGAAAGGAGCGACUGCCAUUCCUGAUAGAGGUGUUUAUGGACCUCUUAUAUCUGCUAUCGCCAUAACAUCAUAUGUAAGAAAAAUCAAUUCCGCCACGGGUAACUUCGACCCUGCAAAUAAGAUAGGGGAGGGAGGCUUUGGGCCGGUUUACAAGGGCGUACUUUCGGAUGGUGGCGUAAUUGCAGUUAAGCAGCUCUCAUCAAAAUCAAAGCAAGGGACCCGUGAAUUUGUUAAUGAGAUAGGCAUGAUAUCUGCUCUGCAGCAUCCAAAUCUUGUUAGGCUUUUCGGCUGCUGCACUGAAGGAAACCAGUUGCUGCUUAUAUACGAAUACAUGGAAAACAACAGCCUUGCCCGCGCACUUUUCGGUCGGGAUGACAACCGGAUGCAUCUAGAUUGGCCAACAAGGAAGAAGAUAUUGUUGGGGAUAGCAAGGGGGUUAGCUUACCUUCAUGAGGAGUCAAGGUUGAAAAUUGUGCACAGAGAUAUAAAGGCAACAAAUGUGCUACUUGAUAGGGAUCUAAAUGCCAAGAUAUCCGACUUCGGUUUAGCUAAACUCGAUGAAGAAGAGCACACACAUAUCAGCACAUGA
Messenger RNA from Morus notabilis, 2088 nucleotides. Its product is annotated as probable LRR receptor-like serine/threonine-protein kinase At1g53430. Bases 1 to 2088 code for a protein of 695 amino acids. The transcript is spliced from 20 exons. Gene Ontology annotation, molecular function: ATP binding; protein binding; protein kinase activity. The record is from RefSeq and is a predicted model, not a curated record. Lineage: Eukaryota; Viridiplantae; Streptophyta; Magnoliopsida; Rosales; Moraceae. Gene Ontology annotation, biological process: protein phosphorylation.